AAGAGGCGGGAGGAGAGGGGCCGAGACACCCGCCCCGGCUCUUCCUGCUCCACCGCCCUCCACCUACUAAGGCUCCCCGCGCGCAGCGCUCGGCUCACUGGCCGUGCGUCCCAGCAGCCUCCCAGCAGCCGACGAUCCCGCCGCGCCUCCAGCCAAGACCUCACCAAAAUGCCGUCUCAAAUGGAACACGCCAUGGAAACCAUGAUGUUCACGUUUCAUAAGUUUGCUGGGGAUAAAGGCUACUUAACAAAGGAGGACCUAAGAGUACUCAUGGAAAAGGAGUUCCCUGGAUUUUUGGAAAAUCAAAAAGACCCUCUGGCUGUAGACAAAAUAAUGAAGGACCUGGACCAGUGCCGAGAUGGCAGAGUUGGCUUCCAGAGCUUCUUUUCGCUAAUUGCUGGGCUCACCAUCGCAUGCAAUGACUAUUUCGUAGUACACAUGAAGCAGAAGGGAAGGAAGUGAGCAAUUACUUUGCCCUGAUAAGAGUUCUCCCAAUGGGUCCCUUAAGGAAUAUGUGCCCCACAGCUUCCCCCUGUCUAAGAAUUUCAUGAGCAGAUUGGGACUCUUAAAGAAAUGUACAAAUAAAAUGCCACCCCCAUUGAACAAGAGAAAGAAAAGCCAAUAAAGCCAGAUAAGCUUUUGAUUUUUAUAUUGCUUGUAUCCUCUUGCCCCCCAAUAAACAAGUUUUUUUUUAGUUCCUAA
Messenger RNA from Myotis lucifugus (little brown bat), 702 nucleotides. RefSeq names its product S100 calcium binding protein A10 (gene S100A10). Gene Ontology annotation, cellular component: cytoplasm. The record is from RefSeq and is a predicted model, not a curated record. The transcript has 3 exons. NCBI's taxonomy places the organism in Eukaryota, Metazoa, Chordata, Mammalia, Chiroptera, Vespertilionidae. The coding region runs from base 169 to 462 and encodes 97 amino acids.